CACAAAUGAUAACUCAGUCUCCUUAGCCAUUUAGCAGUUUAGUGCAAACAAGGGUGGAGGAUUAGUUUAUUAGUUUUGAUAGCUGGGUUUAAACUACAGAGGGCACCGAUUGGACUACAUAAUAACGUCAUCUUGGCGCGCGCGUAGCGAGAAGGACCUCUAGCUAGCCAGUGAUGCACGUGAAUGUGUCGUUUAGAGGGUUGUUCUCGUUCUUCCUGAGUCGAUCUGAAGUUAAUAAUCGUCUAUUCUAUUUUAUUUCGCCUUAUAACAAAACGAACCGGUUGCUGAUUCGCGCUAAUUCUCCGCAUUGUAGGAAGAGUAGCUCGACGAUGGAGCAGGCGGCUGCUGACUCAGGAACACCGGGGAACGUAAACAUACCGGUACCUGUGGAGAAAACUACGGUGGUAGAGGCAACAGGAACCGGGAAACGCAAAAACGAAGAGACAGACGAUUCAGAGACGAGUGGGAGAGGUAAGAGGCGGAGAGGAGCCGGAGGGAAGAAGCUGCGUCCGGGCGAGAGAUACAUCCCCCCACCGCAGAAACGCAACCCGGGUGUGAGCUUUAGCCAAGAGCAUUUCAGCGAGACGUCCUACUACUUUGAGGGUGGGCUUCGUAAGGUCUAUCCUUAUUACUUUGACUUUAAAACCUACUGCAAAGGUCGGUGGGUUGGGAAAAGCCUCUUGGAUGUGUUUAAGAGUGAGUUCAGAGCUGAGUCCAUAGAGUAUUAUCAGAAGGCAGCUAAAGAGGGUCGCAUCCGCCUCAAUGAGACACCUGUGGAAGACUUAAAUGUGGUGCUCAGGAAUAACGACCACAUGAAGAACACUGUGCACCGCCAUGAGCCACCUGUAGUCAGCAAACCACUAGAGAUUCUGGUGGAUGAUGGUGAAGUGCUUGUGGUCGACAAGCCGGCCUCCAUCCCUGUCCACCCUUGUGGCCGUUUCCGCCACAACACUGUGAUUUUCAUCUUAGGGAAGGAGUUCGGCAUCUCUGAGCUCCAUACAGUCCACAGGCUGGACAGGCUCACCUCUGGAGUCCUGCUGUUUGCCAGGACGCUGGAGACCUCUAAAAAACUGGACCAGAUGGUGAGAGACAGACAGCUUGAAAAGGAGUAUGUGUGUCGAGUGGAGGGGGAGUUUCCAGAGGAUGAGGUGAUCUGUGAGGAGCCCAUCCUGGUUGUUUCCUUUAAAAUCGGCCUCUGCCGAGUUGACCCAAAAGGAAAGGAGUGCCGGACCGUCUUCCAGAGGCUUAGCUUUAACGGAAAAACAAGUGUGGUCCGCUGUUUACCCCUUACUGGUCGCACUCACCAGAUCAGGGUCCACCUUCAGUACCUGGGCUUUCCCAUCCUUAAUGAUCCCAUCUACGGGUCAUCAGCCUGGGGUCCUCACAGGGGGAAGGGGGGACUCGUGGGGAAGAGUGAUGAGGAGCUUCUGCAGGCACUGGUAGAAGAACAUCGCUCUCAGGAAAAUUUCAACCUGCUGGAUAUUCCAGAUGACUGCACUGCCAUUACACAUGAGGCAGACAAAAAUAAAACUCUUGAGAAAAUGGAGAAGACACCUGGUACCUCUGAACCUGACAAGAGUGGAGAAAGUUGUUCAACACAGGUAGAUGUGUGUGGCAGUGACAACAAGCUAGAUUGCGGUCAGGCAGUAAACACUAACAACACGUCAGUCAAAGACUGUCAGAACCCUCAACCAACUAAAUCACAUGGAAAUCAAACUGAGGGAAAUGAUUCUACUCCGAUAACUCCUCCAGGGACUCAAGACCACCUGUGCAGUGAAUGUAAACUAGUGCGAUCAGACCCCACAGAGAAGGAGCUCAUCAUGUACCUUCAUGCUUUACGCUACAAAGGACCUGACUUUGAAUAUUCCACACAAUUACCCGAUUGGGCAAAAGAGGACUGGGUGGAGGCAGAUUAGAGCAGACCUGAUGAACGCUGCUGAUGGCUUUGACAUUUAAUCCGCAGACAAUCAGAAAUCCUUCUAAGAGAUUUUGUUUUUACAUUUUCUGAUUUUAGUAUGAUGCACUUCCCUUGACAGUUCUUUGGUUAAUUUUCGGAAGGUGGCAUUAACCCCCCCCCCCCCCCCCCCC
Messenger RNA from Archocentrus centrarchus (flier cichlid), 2088 nucleotides. RefSeq names its product RNA pseudouridine synthase domain containing 2 (gene rpusd2). The transcript is spliced from 3 exons. Gene Ontology annotation, biological process: enzyme-directed rRNA pseudouridine synthesis. Gene Ontology annotation, molecular function: pseudouridine synthase activity; RNA binding. The record is from RefSeq and is a predicted model, not a curated record. The coding region runs from base 174 to 1916 and encodes 580 amino acids. Lineage: Eukaryota; Metazoa; Chordata; Actinopteri; Cichliformes; Cichlidae.